AUGCAGUCAAUUUUCUUGCUGCUGGGCCUCUUUGCCGACGCCAUCUCCGCCAGUCCCUUGGGGCAACAUCCGUUGGGAUACCCAACGGAGCCUGCAGGCCUGGCGGAGGGUUUGCGCAAACCUGUACGCGGACGAUUUUUGCACAUAACUGAUUUUCAUCCCGACCGCCUCUACAAGCCCGGAACCUCGAUCGAUCGCUCGUGCCACCACGGUAACGGCCACGCGGGGUAUUUUGGAGCGGAGGGCACAGAUUGCGAUUCACCCUUAUCACUUGUGAACGAGACAUUUCGCUGGAUCGAAGAAAACUUGAAGGAUGAGAUUGAUUUUGUGAUUUGGACCGGGGAUUCUGCCCGACACGACAAUGACGAAAAGCUCCCUCGCACAGCAGAUGAAAUUAUGGAUUUGAAUGCAUUCCUGUCACAAAAAUGGAUCAGCAUUUUCAGCGAGGAGGGGGUUCGUGAGACCUCGAAUGCUGUGCCCAAAAUGUCGAUUCCUGUGAUCCCGACAUUCGGUAACAACGAUAUCAUGCCACACAACAUUUUCAACGAGGGCCCGAACAAGUGGACGAAGCGCUUUGCGGAGAUAUGGGGCCAGUUUAUCCCAGAAGAUCAGCGUCAUACCUUUGUUGAGGGCGGUUGGUUCACCGCGGAGGUGGUCCCCGGUCGGCUAGCGGUCAUCAGCCUCAACACCAUGUACUUUUUCGAUUCCAACAGUGCGGUGGAUGGAUGCAACGCCAAGUCGGAACCUGGAUACGAGCACAUGGAGUGGUUGCGGGUGCAGUUGAAAAUCCUGCGCAGCCGCAACAUGAAAGCCAUCCUCAUGGGCCAUGUUCCCCCGGCGCGGUCGAGCGAGAAAAAGAACUGGGAUGAGACAUGCUGGCAAAAAUAUACGCUCUGGAUGCACCAAUAUCGUGACGUUGUGGUCGGCAGCUUUUACGGCCAUAUGAACAUCGACCACUUCAUGCUCCAAGAUAGCAACAAGGUCAACAUUGAUUCAACGGCCGAUGGGAAAGUGUCCGUCAGGUCCAAGACCGACUACCUUGAGUCGCUUCGAAAUCAAUGGUCCUCAUUGCCAUCGCCUCCAUCGGGCAUUUUCGAGGAGCUUGACUCCAUGUCGAGUCUAGGCGAUUUCUCAGAAGUUGAAUUGGCGAAGAAAGACAAGAGGGGUAAAAAGAAGGAUAAGAAGAAGCAAAAGUUCUUAGACAAGAUUGGAGGCCCGUGGGCAGAGCGAUACAGCGUAUCGCUAGUAGCUCCCAGUUUGGUUCCGAACUUCUUCCCCAGCCUGCGCGUGAUCGACUACAAUAUCACGGGACUCAACGGUGUCGCACAUGGGGUGGAUUUGUUCACACCUAAGGUUGACGAUACAACUUUUGAACUUGAAGAUGAUGCGAUUGAUACGCCAGCACCCAGCGACGAUUCUCUGCUAUCUCCCGAAAUUCAGAAGAAGAAAAAGAAGAACAAGGGCAAGAAAAAGAAACCCAAGUUCAAGGUCCCCGAGCCCCCAUCGUCAACCGCUCCUCCCGGCCCUGCAUACUCGAACCAGGCGUUCACGCUGCUUGGCUACACUCAAUACUACUCCAACCUAACCAAACUCCACGAACAGAUCGCGGCAGGCGAACGAGGCAAGAAUCCUCGUCUCGACUACGAGAUCGAAUACACCACAAAUGAUGACGUGUAUCAAAUGAAGGACCUGACAGUCCGCAGCUUCUUCCAAUUGGCCAGCAGAAUUGCCGAAGAUGGAGCCGAACAAAAACAGACGGAUGUCAAUAUUCCAGACGCAUCAGCGUCUGCCAAGAAAAAAAGAAGAAGCCAAUGA
This is a messenger RNA of Penicillium concentricum, 1815 nucleotides long. Its product is annotated as endopolyphosphatase. The record is from RefSeq and is a predicted model, not a curated record. Gene Ontology annotation, biological process: polyphosphate catabolic process. Bases 1 to 1815 code for a protein of 604 amino acids. Gene Ontology annotation, cellular component: membrane; fungal-type vacuole. Gene Ontology annotation, molecular function: exopolyphosphatase activity; endopolyphosphatase activity. Lineage: Eukaryota; Fungi; Ascomycota; Eurotiomycetes; Eurotiales; Aspergillaceae. The transcript is spliced from 2 exons.